This is a messenger RNA of Polistes canadensis, 698 nucleotides long. RefSeq names its product 60S ribosomal protein L9 (gene RpL9). The record is from RefSeq and is a predicted model, not a curated record. The coding region runs from base 105 to 677 and encodes 190 amino acids. Gene Ontology annotation, cellular component: ribosome; cytosolic large ribosomal subunit. Gene Ontology annotation, molecular function: rRNA binding; structural constituent of ribosome. The transcript has 4 exons. NCBI's taxonomy places the organism in Eukaryota, Metazoa, Arthropoda, Insecta, Hymenoptera, Vespidae. Gene Ontology annotation, biological process: cytoplasmic translation.
GAAUCUUAAAAUGGCGGAACGGAACGCGUGGUAGUCAACCAGAGGAAGAAAGGAGGUUUCAUGAUUCUCUUCCGGUUUUGCCGUUACGCGUGUAAGAAUAAAGAAUGAAGCAAAUUGUAACCAAUCAAACGGUAAAGAUCCCUGAGGGAUUAACCGUUACAGUCAAGUCUCGCUCUGUAACAGUUAAAGGACCAAGGGGUGUUCUUAAGCGCUCUUUCAAGCACCUUGCCCUGGAUAUACGUAUGAUUAAUCCAAGGCUAUUGAAAGUGGAAAAAUGGUUUGGGACAAAAAAAGAAUUAGCCGCAGUGCGUACUGUAUGCUCUCACAUAGAAAAUAUGUUAAAAGGUGUAACAAAAGGGUAUCAGUAUAAGAUGCGAGCUGUAUAUGCUCAUUUUCCUAUUAAUUGUGUAACAACUGAGAAUAACACCGUAAUUGAAAUUCGAAACUUCUUGGGUGAGAAAUAUAUCCGACGAGUUAAAAUGGCUAAUGGUGUUACUGUUAUGAACUCUGCCAAACAAAAGGACGAAUUAAUAAUCGAAGGAAAUUCGUUGGAAGAUGUUUCACGAUCUGCUGCGCUUAUCCAGCAAUCAACUACUGUGAAAAACAAAGAUAUAAGAAAGUUUUUGGAUGGACUUUAUGUUUCCGAAAAAACUACCGUUGUACAAGAUGAUGAAUAAAUAUUCUUAGACGAAAAUUAA